GAAAUGUUUUGGUUUAGUUUUCAUUUUUAUCAGUGAUGUAACCAGAAUAUUCCUUAGAGAAGAAAAAUAUAAAUAAUUCUGAAAAUUAUUGUUCGAUAGUGCUUCGCUUAUUAAAAGUUAAGAAAAGAUAAACUAUAUUUAUACUUACCAAUAACUUUAAUGUUCGUUGGUAACUAUUUAGUAUUUUCCCCCUGAUAUUGGAACUUUUAAACACCUUAUUGUGGCGGGAACUUUCAAAGUCUCGAGUGUCGAAAGUUUUGACUUAUUCUAGCGAAACAUCUUUUCAACGACUGGCUUUCUAGCGUUAUUUUGAAUGAAAUCCCUUCUCUGUGAAUCGUUUCGAUGAUUUUCCAGUCAAAUUGAAUUUAUAUCUUUGCGUUACUCGUAUACCGACAACCGAAUCAAGAACAGAAAAUGGCCGAAACCACCUCUCCGUCUCGAGUCUACGAUCUUCUUUACCCGAGUCCUGUGACUCUCAAAGAAAUAGCAGCCAUCUCACUUGUUGCGGAAUUAUGGCGUGAAGAAAACGCAGCUAAAGAAAUUACAACUCGGGAUGAAUUAAAAUUAGCGGAGGAUAUUGUGCUGAAAAAGAUCCCCGAUGUCCCAUCGGCGAUUUACAAUUUAUUGGCGGCAUACAGCGCCAAGUUAAGUUCAUCAGUUUCUGAGCUAAAGUCGAUCAAUUUUCAUUAUGUCGUACCGGACUGGGAUGGUACUAUUGAUCACGUUAGAACAGCUAAACGAAAAAUUCUGUGCGAUCGACUCACUGCUUUGCAGAAAUUCAGAAUUGCUUGCGAGUACUGCUUGGAAGAUGACAUUAGACGACUUUGGCCAUCUGUAAGCUCGAAUUUCGAUUUGAACCGUUAUAAGAGUUUUCUUUUUUUUAGGGAUUUUCCAAUAGAGUACUACUGGAUUUUGUGUCUUAAAAACGAACUACACAAUAUACCGAAUCCUCAUGAUGAACCAAUCGAUGAGAUGAUGAUCUACGAAUGCCGAAACUUGCAUCAAAGCUAUGCUUCUCUCGAGUACUUUUGGAAUCGUAUACCUUACAACGACGGAGGGCGAUUGCAAGCAACCAUCAUGAUGUCAAAAUACGAUCCCAGUUCAUUCUCAAGGUUCGUUUUGCCAAGAUUGGAUGAUGUCCAACGGGAAGAGUUUCUCGCUAAACAAGGUGUUGAAUUUAUGUUCUCGUCGUUGAUCUGUAACGAACACGUAGACAGAAUCCACGUUCUUUCUGUUUGGAUGUACAUUAGAAACAAAAUGAACAUAAGCGAGUUCAUCAUUUUAAUCGAGAAAUUGCUGGAUGAAGAGACAUACAUAUUCACCAUACAUUCCAAAGAUAAAGUUUAUGCUUGCUGCGAAGUAUGGGAAAAUUCUCCUGACAAUUUAAAGCAAUCGGCAUUAAAUGCUGUUUUAUCGAAUAACACGUUGUUCGAGAUAAUAAGCAAUAGUAUAAUAGAAUUAGAGCCACAUCACCCUAGACGACAAAUGAUAUUCCUAAUCACGAUUCUGUCAGAUGCGAAUUUUGAACUGAGGCACAAAUUUUGGUACGAAAAUUGGCGUUAUUUGAUCACCGGUGCUCGUGUCGAAGAUCUACAAGCAGUAAUGAAGUUAUGUUUCCGGAACGAAAACGAUAUAAGCUCGUUUAAAGAGCGAUAUAUGUCUAAAUACGAUAAUAUCGGUCCAUAUUGCGUCGAAGCGCUAAGGCUCGGAUGGUUCAAGGAAGUGAACGAGUUUUUGUCUUUUUGUUAUUCAGACCAGCAAAAAGCGAGAGAUUUGAAACAGCAACUGUUGAGGUCGAAUUUUCUCGGUGAAAACUCUAUUCUGCAUAUCGCUGUUUUCUUAUAUCACAAGAAAGGGUUGAAUGCAUUUGUCGAAGACACUUUUGAGGACGUCGAUGAUCGUGUUGAAUUCAAAAAUCAAUUUGUUUCAUCGCCUGUAACUGAACGCCACUUAUUCGAUUGUAUUCGCAAUGGCUGCUUCAUUUGUCUGACGCAGUUCGUUGAAACAUUCGUACCGGAAGAACGAGCUGGUGUUUUGAAGCAACGUUUAUUGGAUAAUUUCAAGGAGCAAUUGGUCUCUGGUGUUAUUCGAAAAAUGAAGAGUGAUAGAUUACAAAGAUUUCUCGUCUGGUUGUUGGAUAGUGAAGAUGAGAUCGGUGAAUUCAAGCAGUCGUUAUCAGUAGGUGAUAUUUUUCGUAACAUAGUAGAGGUUGAGUUGAAUCUUACGGGUCAAUAUGGGGAUGAUCCGAAAUACCCUGAUAGGCUGGAUGAUUUUUUGAGUUGGUUUUUCGAUAAUGAUGCCGAAGAGAUUCGAAAUAUUAAGGAACAGUACUCCGAUUUGUUGUGGGUGUUUAGUCUAUUUCUCACGAGUGACUGAAGUUUGUUUUUUUUAAAUUUUUUUUAUUGAUAUUCAGUACUGUUAUUCAUUUUGUUUUUAUCAAGUUGUAAUGAUAAUUUUAUUAUUAUUUUUUUAUUAUUCGUGAAGUAUUAAACUCGGUGU
This is a messenger RNA of Planococcus citri (citrus mealybug), 2499 nucleotides long. RefSeq lists its product as uncharacterized. The record is from RefSeq and is a predicted model, not a curated record. Bases 415 to 2376 code for a protein of 653 amino acids. The transcript has 3 exons. NCBI's taxonomy places the organism in Eukaryota, Metazoa, Arthropoda, Insecta, Hemiptera, Pseudococcidae.